Cynara cardunculus var. scolymus (artichoke) is the source of this 1881-nucleotide messenger RNA. RefSeq names its product squalene monooxygenase-like. Gene Ontology annotation, molecular function: flavin adenine dinucleotide binding; squalene monooxygenase activity. Gene Ontology annotation, cellular component: membrane; endoplasmic reticulum. The transcript has 8 exons. Lineage: Eukaryota; Viridiplantae; Streptophyta; Magnoliopsida; Asterales; Asteraceae. Gene Ontology annotation, biological process: sterol biosynthetic process. The record is from RefSeq and is a predicted model, not a curated record. Bases 79 to 1665 code for a protein of 528 amino acids.
AAACAAGAGAGAGAGAGAGUGAGAUAGAGAGAGAGAGGGAGACGGUGGCAGUCUGCGACGGUGGCAUUGUUGUUAAAAAUGGCGGAUUACUUAAUGCUUGCUUCGCUUUUCGCUUCCCUUGUCGGAUUUAUAUUCUUCUACAUAUGUUUUUCCAUUAGAAUUGGACGUCCUCUUGCUGCCGGAGGUACUAACCACAAAUCGGCAUCGGUCACAACGAAAUCAACCUCUAUCAACGGAGAAUGCAGAUCCGGAGAUGAAACCGACGUCAUUAUCGUCGGCGCCGGGGUUGCCGGUGCUGCUCUCGCAUAUACUCUCGCCAAGGACGGACGCCGUGUACAUGUGAUUGAAAGAGACCUGACAGAGCCUGAUCGAAUUGUUGGUGAGCUCCUACAACCAGGUGGCUAUCUCAAACUGAUGGAGUUGGGACUGGAAGAUUGUGUGGAAGAUAUUGAUGCUCAGAGGGUGUUUGGAUAUGCUCUUUUCAAGGAUGGGAAGAAUACUCGACUCUCGUAUCCUUUGGAGAAAUUUCAUGCAGACGUGGCUGGCAGAAGCUUUCACAAUGGCCGAUUCAUACAGAAAAUGCGGGAAAAAGCUUCAUUGCUUCCCAAUGUUCGCUUGGAGCAAGGAACAGUGUCAUCUCUUCUUGAAGAAGGAGGUACCAUUAGGGGUGCUAUUUACAAGACCAAAAAUGGCAAAGAGAUGAAAGCAUAUGCACCUCUUACCAUUGUAUGUGAUGGCUGUUUUUCAAACCUGAGGCGCUCCCUUUGCAAUCCUCAGGUGGAUGUGCCUUCUUGUUUUGUUGGUUUGGUCCUGGAGAACUGCAAACUGCCAUAUGAAAACCAUGGGCAUGUUGUUUUAGCAGACCCAUCACCUAUCCUGUUUUACCGCAUCAGUAGUACAGAAAUUCGUUCUCUAGUUGAUGUACCUGGUCAAAAGGUGCCCUCCAUUUCAAAUGGUGAUUUGUCCAACUAUCUAAAGACCGUUGUUGCUCCUCAGAUCCCUGUAGAGUUGCAAGAUGCUUUCAUAGCAGCAAUUGACAAAGGAAACAUAAGGACAAUGCCAAACAGAAGUAUGCCAGCUGCUCCUCAGCCAACUCCAGGUGCUUUGUUAAUGGGUGAUGCAUUCAACAUGCGCCAUCCUUUGACUGGUGGAGGAAUGACCGUGGCGCUGUCUGAUAUAGUUGUGCUACGGGAUCUUCUCAGACCUCUCCGUGAUCUCCACGAUUCAUAUACUCUCUGCAAAUAUCUCGAGUCCUUUUACACUCUGCGAAAGCCCGUGGCAUCUACAAUCAAUACAUUGGCGGGAGCAUUGUAUAAGGUAUUUUGUGCUUCACCUGAUAAAGCAAGACAAGAAAUGCGAGAAGCAUGCUUCGACUAUCUGAGCCUUGGAGGCGUGUUCUCAAAUGGACCUGUGGCUUUGCUCUCGGGCUUAAACCCUCGCCCCUUGAGUCUGGUUAUACACUUCUUUGCUGUGGCAAUAUACGGUGUUGGCCGCUUGUUGCUUCCUUUUCCCUCCCCAAAACGAAUGUGGAUUGGCGCUAGAUUGAUUUCGGGUGCCUCUGGAAUCAUCUUUCCAAUCAUCAAGGCAGAAGGAGUUAGGCAGAUGUUCUUCCCUGCAACAGUGCCUGCAUAUUACAGAGGUCCUCCUCCUCAUCCUCCUCAAUGAGGUAUUCUAAAACCAGUGAUUGUAGCAUGACAAUAUUAAUAAAAGAUGACAUGUUCCAUAUAUAGUUUUGGUGGUGCUCAUAUUCUCGUUGGGAUUAAUGGGUACAAUCUUGUUUUGUAAUCGUCCGCUCGGAUUUGGUACUCGGACUGAACUGGACAUGACUGGAUAAACGGGUUUUAGGGUUUUAGUUUGACAUGGGUAGUUUGGUAAUUUGUC